GAAAGCUAAUUAAACAUGGAGCCACAAUUCUUUUUCAAACACAGGAGGUGGUGAACAGCUCUUUGAGUGUCCAAUGUGCUGUCUUACCUGUACAAAUGUUCAGGUUCUCCAAGAGCAUGUGGAUUUACACUUAGAGGAGCAAAGCUUCUCAGAAGGUGGAAACUUAAGAGAUCUAGAACUGGCUCAGCAGCUCCAGCUUGAAGAAGAUAAACAGCAAAGAUCAGAAGAGGAGAGGCAAGAGAAGGAAGAAUUUAACAAGCUACAGAGACAAUAUGGCUUGGAUAAUUCUGGAGGCUACAAGCACCAAUGGGUGAAGAAUAUGGAAAGGGCAGUUGACAGAGGAAGAAUGCAGCCUUUUGAAUAUCACAAGAGAAAAGCUGACAUGAUGGAAUCUCUGGCUUUUGGUAUAGAUGAUGGAAAAACAAAGACUUCAGGAGUCAUUGAAGCAUUGUGCAAGUACUAUCAAAGUGAAAACAAAGAUGUGAGACGUGUAUGGCUCUCUGCAUCAGUAGAUCAUUUCCACUCAUCUUUGGGCGACAAAGGCUGGGGUUGCGGGUACAGAAAUUUCCAAAUGCUCCUUUCCUCACUGUUGCAAAACAGCUCAUAUGAUGACUGCUUGAGAGGUAUUGUGCUAACACCUAGUAUACCAAAGAUUCAGUCCAUGAUUGAAGAUGCCUGGAAAGAAGGCUUUGAUCCUCAUGGGGCAUCUCACUUCAACAACAGAUUACAUGGCACCAGGGCAUGGAUAGGAGCAUGUGAAAUUUAUUCACUCUUAACUAGCCUCAGAAUAAAGUGUCAAAUUGUUGACUUUCACAAACCAACUGGUCCCAUGGGUACGCACCCCCGCUUACUUGAGUGGAUUUUGCGCUACUAUUCUGCAGAUAAUGAAGGCAGUGCAAAGGUGGUGUGCACUUCCAGACCACCUAUCUACCUGCAGCACCAAGGUCAUAGUCGCACUGUUGUUGGAAUAGAGGAGAGGAAGAACAGAACAUUGUGUUUACUACUGUUUGAUCCAGGAUGUUCUUCACAAGAAAUGCAAAAACUGUUAAAACAAAGUGGUGAUGGUACUAGCCUCAAACUGCUACGGAGACUUGUGGGUAGUUUAAAAGAAAAGCAAUACCAGAUUGUUGCUGUAGAUGGUGUACUCACACUGGAAGAAAAAGCUGCUCGCUGCCGUGCUUCUYGGGUCUUCACCUCAGAAAAGAUUCCUUAAAGGAUGCCUUUACUACCUCCUUCUAGAAUUUGCCAGAUGCAAAACAUUAAAAUGCUGGACCAUAACCAUUUUUAUUUAUUUUUUUUUUAAUUUUUUUAUUUUUGUUAAACAAGCAUUUGGGACUCAGGAGAUGCAUAAGACUGGAGUAAACCUGGUAGUUUUGAUAUUCAGUGCUAAGAUAAAACACUUCUGUCCUUCUGAAUCUGUAACUCUACAGGUCUUUAAACUUAUUAUCUUGCUAAUGUAUCUAACAGUAGUGUUUUCAAACUUGGUUAAAUGAAAAAGCAAUACUUACCUUCCUCUAGCAAGCUAUGCAUUAUAGGUAACUUUCAAGAGCAGUGUAUAAAAAUACUGUGAAACUAUUUUAUUGCUAUAGCUUCUCAAGUUUACCUCUGUAAAUACAUUUGCACAGCCUCUGUGGCUAAUGUUGUGUUUUAUAUAAAGUUUGAUUUGAAAU
Molecule: messenger RNA, 1670 nt
Organism: Nothoprocta perdicaria
Lineage: Eukaryota; Metazoa; Chordata; Aves; Tinamiformes; Tinamidae
Gene: ZUP1
Product: zinc finger containing ubiquitin peptidase 1
Exons: 8
Coding region: 74-1213 (379 amino acids)
Source: RefSeq, a predicted model, not a curated record